This is a messenger RNA of Mauremys mutica (yellowpond turtle), 1989 nucleotides long. Its product is annotated as acetylcholinesterase-like. Bases 97 to 1803 code for a protein of 568 amino acids. Gene Ontology annotation, molecular function: acetylcholinesterase activity. The transcript has 4 exons. Gene Ontology annotation, biological process: choline metabolic process; acetylcholine catabolic process. Gene Ontology annotation, cellular component: plasma membrane. NCBI's taxonomy places the organism in Eukaryota, Metazoa, Chordata, Testudines, Geoemydidae. The record is from RefSeq and is a predicted model, not a curated record.
GGAGGCUUCCCGUUUGCUCCAGCAUCCCCUGUUCACCUUCGUGCUGAACCGUGAGACACAACUGUGAGUGUGCCAAGGAGAAGGGCAGCUGCCGUGAUGCUGGGACUCCUCCCUGCACUCCCCUGCCUGCUCCUCCUCUCUCUGAUGGGCCCCAGCUCUGGCUCCGAUGACAACAGCACUGUGGUGCUCACCACCAGCGGCCCCAUCCGGGGUAAGCGCCUCCAGGCCGGCUCCGGCACAGUGAUGGCCUUCCUGGGGAUCCCCUACGCCGAGCCCCCCGUGGGGGCCUUGCGCUUCCAGAAACCACUUCCCCACCAGCCCUGGAGCCAAAUCCUGGAGACCACCAGCUUCGGCAAUGUCUGCCCGCAGUUUCCACUUACUGGUUCCCCUGAGGCCAAAUUAUUCACACCCACAAUGCCACAGUCUGAGGACUGCCUCUUCCUCAAUAUCUGGGUGCCCCAUCCCCAGCCCCCUGACCCAGCCCCCAUCCUCAUCUGGAUCCACGGCGGUGGGUUCUUCAGAGGGGCAGCCUCCCUCGAGCUCUAUGACGGGCGCUUCUUAGCUGCCACCGAGAACGUGAUUGUGGCCUCCAUGAACUACCGGCUGGGGGCGCUGGGCUUCCUGUCCCUGCCCCCGGCCGCCCCAGGAAACGCCGGCCUGUGGGACCAGCGCCUAGCACUGCGCUGGCUGCGGGACAACGCAGCUGCCUUUGGUGGGGAUCCAGCCCGUGUGAUGCUUUCUGGCCACAACACUGGGGCUGCCUCAGUCGGCUUCCAUCUUCUGUCCCCGGGAAGCCAGUCCCUUUUCACCCGCGCCGUGAUGCAGAGCGGAUCCCCAACCUCUCCAUGGGUUUGGACUUCACUCGAGGAGGCCCAGGAGAGAGGCCGGAGGCUGGGCCAGCUGCUAGGCUGUACCGAUGGUGACGACAUCGCCCUGGUGGGCUGCCUGCAGGGGAAGGAAGCAGGGGAGUUCCCCAAAGGUGACAUCUCCGUCUGGAACCAAAGGAAGCUGCUGGGCCUGCCGUUUGUGCCAACAACAGAUGGGGAUUUUCUCCCUGAUUCACCAUCAAGACUCCUGCAGGCUAAGCAGAUCCAGCCUAUACCCAUCACAGCUGGUUUCACUGCCAACGAAGGCUCCUACCUAAUACUCUUCGGUGCCCGCACCUUACACCCGGAGAACGCCAGCAACAUCGGUAUGGAGGAGCUGCUGCAGGUGUUGAGGCUGCUGGUGCCAGGGGCACCAGAAGAGGCCGUCCAGGCUGUGGCUCGGUGGUACAGCCAGGAGGGGGAGGAUCAGGGCGAGGCACAGUAUCGAUGGGCCAUGGAACAGAUCGUUGGUGACUACAUCGUUGUGUGCCCAGUAGCCGAGGUGGCUAGGCAGGCAGCAGAGGCCGGCAAUCCCGUGUUUGUCUACAGCUUCGACCAGCGCCCCAGUGUAUUUUCUACAGCAGAAUGGACAGGGGUGCCACACGGCUCUGAGCUCCCCUAUCAGUUCGGAACUGUUUGGUCCCUGGCAGGAGCCAACUCUACGCACACAAAGGCUGAGGAAGUCCUGAGCCGCACGCUGAUGCAGUACAAUGCAGAGUUCGCCAGGAGCGGGAUGCUCACAGGGGAUGAGGGCAGGGGAAGGAAGUGGACCCAGUAUGACCCCAUAAAGCAAAACUUCUUCCACAUCAAAAUAAACUUGGCCCAGAUUAAGGAGAUACCCCGCACGCAACGCUGCAGCCUCCUAGCAUCACUGCUCGCAAAGGAGCCGAGCCCCACAGGAGCAGAAUCCGGACGUGCCCAGCCCGGGGGGCCGUGAAUGAAGAGCUGAGCAAUCCCCUGAAGAAACCCUCCCUGCAGACAAGAGCAUCCAGUGCUUACUAGCACCUGCUGAUUCACUAACAAGGAUCCUGCUAAUAAACCUCCUGGGAAUCCACAGAUUCACCCUCCCUCUGUAACUCCUCCACCUCCAGUGCAUUAAAGCAUAUUUAGUGUGUAGACAGUA